AUGUUGAGCAUGUCCGCCUCUUCAUCCACAGCUGCGCCAUGGACCGAACUGCCUGACGAUUUGACGGCGAAUAUCCUGCAAAGGUUGGACAUCGAAGACAUAGUAAUGGGUGCGCAGCUAGUCUGCAGUACAUGGUGGAGAGUCUGCAAAAAUCCUGCCAUGUGGCGCAUGAUCGAGCUAAAGCUUGAUGGUUUUGAAGUGGAUAACUUCCUAAACUACAUAGUUCAGCGAUCGAGUCAGCUUCUACGCCUUACACUCAAAACCAAUUAUACAAUAAUGACUGCUGAGGCACUAAAGAAACUCCCACAAUUGGAAGAGUUGCACCUUAUCACGAUGCAUCGCCUCAGUCCUGAAGAUUUUGAAACCAUUGGCUUCGCUUGCCCAUUAUUGAAAUCACUCACAUACACCAACCGUUGG
Molecule: messenger RNA, 417 nt
Organism: Salvia hispanica
Lineage: Eukaryota; Viridiplantae; Streptophyta; Magnoliopsida; Lamiales; Lamiaceae
Source: RefSeq, a predicted model, not a curated record